AUGGCCAGUGAUAUCAUUAUUUCCAAUUGGUGCAUUUUUUUGUUUACUGUUUUUUAUUUCAACUUCCAAUGUUGUACUUGUACAUCCAAUAAAAUUAGAAAAGGUGAAAUUUUAAGAGAUGGUGAUAUCUUAAUUUCUCCAAAAAAGGAAUUUAUUUUGGGAUUUUUUAGUCCAAAUGUUUCUAAUAAUCAAAGGUUUCUUGGUAUAUGGUAUGUAGAUGGUCCAUUCAAUUCAUUUGUUUGGGUUGCAAACAGAGACAAACCAAUUUUUGAUAAAAAUGGUACUUUUACUAUUGAUAAAAAUGGGAAUUUUGUGGUGAAAAAUGGUCAUGGCAAUUUAAUGUGGACUACAAAUGUUUCUACAAGCAAGUCACAGACCGCACGAAAUGAGAGACAGAAUUGUACAGCAUUCCUUUCAGAUGAUGGCAAUCUUAUCAUAGUUAAUAGCAAUAACAAGGAAUUGUGGCAGAGUUUCCAUCAUCCUACAGAUACAUUUUUGCCAGGAAUGAAAUUUUAUAUGGAUCAAGUUUUGAGGUCUUGGACUAGUGAAACUAAUCCUUCACCUGGAAGGUACUCCUUAGGAGCUAAUCCUCGUGGAUCACCACAAAUUGUGAUCUGGGAUGGACCAGACAGACGUUGGCGAAGUGGAUAUUGGGAUGGAAGCAUAUUCACAGGUGUUCCAGAUAUGAAGGCUGCGUAUGCACAUGGUUUGAAGCUUUACAAUGAAGGGGAUAGACUAUAUUUCACUUACACCGCAGCAAAUCUUUCUGAUGUGGUGAGGUUCCAUAUAAGUCCAAGCGGAUACGAGCUACAACAAAGGUGGGAUAAAGAUAGGGAGAAAUGGAGCAUAAUACAGUCUCAUCCAUCGGGUGAUUGUGACUUGUAUAACUUAUGUGGGAAUUUCGCGAAAUGUGAUGUCAACGAUUCCCCAAAAUGCAUUUGUUUAGCUGGAUUUGUACCGAAAGAUUUGGGACAGUGGAAUGCAAGAAACUGGUCAGAAGGGUGUGUUAGGAGGAAAGAACUGGAAUGCAGGGGAAAUAACACUGUCUUGAAGAGUGAUGGUGGAAAGAGGGACGGAUUCUUUGAGAUUGAGAGAAUCAAGUUACCGGAUUUUGCUGAUACUGCAGAGUUACAAAAUAUCGACGAGUGUCAAAGCAAGUGCCUUGAGAAUUGUUCAUGUAUUGCUUAUGCUUUUGUUAGCGGAAUCAGUUGCAUGACAUGGAGUGGAGAUUUGGUCGAUAUGCAGCAGUUUAAGGAAGGCGGAAACACUCUCUAUAUUCGCCUUGCUAGUUCUGAAUUUGCUGAUAGCAACAGGACAGUCCAAAUUGUGGUAAUAUCCGUUAUGGUAGCCGGGGCUUUUCUUGUUUGUAUGGCAAUUUUGCUACUAUGCAAGUACGAAGUCAAAAAGCGAGCAUCCAAUAGGAUCAACCAAAUGGAGACAAGCGAGCCAACUAGGAGCAGAGAGUUUUCUCAGGACACAUCAGGAGCAGGAGACUUGAGUAUUGAAGGGCAUCAUGGAAGUGGUUCAGAACUUACAUUCUUCAGUUUCAGCGGUGUAGCAGCAGCUACGAACAACUUUUCUAAUGAAAACAAGCUGGGACAAGGGGGAUUUGGCCCUGUCUACAAGGGAAAACUACUAUGUGGUUUAGAAAUUGCAGUGAAGAGGCUUUCGAGAAAGUCAGGACAAGGUCUGGAGGAAUUCAAGAAUGAGAUCAAGCUAAUCGCCAAAUUACAACAUAGAAAUCUUGUUAGACUUGUGGGAUGCUGCAUUGAAGGAGAAGAAAAGAUGCUUCUUUAUGAGUACAUGGCCAACAAAAGUUUAGAUUCAUUUCUAUUUGAUCCUGUUAAGCAAGCUCAAUUAGACUGGAGGAAACGCUUCAACAUUAUUGAAGGGAUUGCUCGAGGGCUCCUGUAUCUCCAUAGAGAUUCGCGACUCAGAAUAAUCCAUAGGGAUUUAAAGGCUAGUAACAUUUUGCUAGAUGAAGAUAUGAACCCGAAAAUUUCAGACUUUGGUAUGGCUAGGAUAUUUGGUGGAAAUGAAAAUGAAGCAAAUACAAAUAGGGUAGUUGGUACAUAUGGAUAUAUGGCUCCUGAAUAUGCAAUGGAAGGCUUGUUCUCUGGAAAAUCUGAUGUCUACAGCUUUGGUGUACUAUUACUGGAGAUCAUCUGUGGACGGAUGAACACAAGCUUUCGUUCAGAUGAACACUCAGGCAUUAUUGGUUAUGCAUGGCAGAAGUGGGAUGAAGGUACACCGAUGGACUUAGUAGACCGUUCUAUUUGGGACGAGUGUCAACAUGAUGAAGCAUUGAGAUGCAUACACUUAGCACUUAUUUGUGUGCAAGACAUGGCAGUUCACAGACCGAGCAUAUCUUCCAUCGUGUUAAUGUUGGAGACGGACAAUAUACAGUUGCCCUUGCCUAGGCAACCUACUUAUACUUCAAUGAGAAGAUAUGAAGAUGCAGAAAUAUGGAAUGAGAAGAAGGAUUUUUCCUCAAAUAAUGUCACAAUUAGUGUUAUAGUUGGUAGAUGAUAUCUGCUAUUUUGCUGAAAUGUUAAUGAUUUUGGGUGUGUUUGGUAUCAAGGGAAAUGUUUUGACCAUGGGAAAAUUGGAUACUGAACACACCUUUUGUGUUAUUUAGUUAUACAUUUAGCAAAUAUAUAUAUGAUACAUGGCUCAAGGCUUUUUGAGAUUUGAUUGAAGUGAUCAAUCAUAGCCUU
Solanum dulcamara is the source of this 2717-nucleotide messenger RNA. Its product is annotated as G-type lectin S-receptor-like serine/threonine-protein kinase B120. The record is from RefSeq and is a predicted model, not a curated record. The coding region runs from base 1 to 2529 and encodes 842 amino acids. Gene Ontology annotation, biological process: recognition of pollen; protein phosphorylation. The transcript is spliced from 8 exons. Gene Ontology annotation, molecular function: protein serine/threonine kinase activity; ATP binding. Lineage: Eukaryota; Viridiplantae; Streptophyta; Magnoliopsida; Solanales; Solanaceae.